CCCACAAAAAUUGAAAAAUGCUCUCUUUGUGUCGCUCUCUCUUCCUGAAGUUUCCACUCGCUUGUUUACCCCUUUUCCCAUGGCGACCACUCCUCCGGCCAUACUCCAUAAUUUGCCUAUCCCUCUCCCCAAUCGCCACCAUCCAAAACUAUCCUCCUUUACUUGUCGAAGUUCAUUUGCGUAUACGCAUAAAGCAUCCGCUUUGGCUUUCCUUGGGGUCCGAGCCUUAUGUAGACCGCCCCGUUCUCAAAAAUCGGCCUCACCCAUUGGAGCUUUUGGACUCAACUCCAGGUUCUUGCAAAUGGGUUCUCCGGAAACUUCGUCCAGUAGAGAAAUUUCAACGAAAUCCGUCGGCGCAGAAAGCGGUGGAACUUCCACGGUCUCUCAAACAGUGUUUGGGAUUGCGCAUUUGGUUGUUUCGCUUGGGAUUAUAUUGGCCACGGAUAAGCUUUUGAAAGCGGCGUUUGUGGCUGCCGCUAUUAAGUUCCCGAGUGCGCUAUUUGGGAUGUUCUGUAUAUUCUCUGUUCUUGUUAUUCUCGAUUCCACUGUCCCAGCUGCGGCGACUGGUUUGAUGAACUUCUUUGAGCCUGCUCUCAUCUUCAUUCAGAGAUGGCUACCGUUGUUCUAUGUUCCGUCUUUGGUUGUUUUGCCGCUUUCUGUUAGAGAUAUUCCAGCUGCUUCCGGCAUCAAGAUCUGUUUCAUUAUAGUGGGAGGCUGGCUGGCUACACUUUCUGUUGCGGGUUAUACAGCAAUAGCUGUAAGAAAAAUUGUAAAGACAGAAAUGACAGAUGCAGAGCCUAUGGCGAAACCAUCUCCCUUUUCUCCCAUUGAAGUGUGGACUUGGACUGGUAUUUUCCUUAUAUCAUUUGUGGCUGCAUUGGUGUACCCAACAAUAUUGGGGACAGGUGCACGAACAUGCCUUCCUUUCCUACUUGCAUCAACGGUGUUAGGCUACAUGGUUGGUUCUAGAUUGCCAUCAGAUGUGAAGAAAGUUUUUCAUCCAAUUAUUUGCUGUGCAGUAUCUGCAGAUCUGGCUGCAAUGGCUUUUGGGUACCUUUCCCAGUCUGGGCUUGAUCCUAUUCUAGGACAUUACCUUACAAAGGUGUCUUCUAAUCCUGGGGCUGGUGAUGUCUUAAUGGGAUUUUUGGGAUCUGUUAUACUCUCUUUUGCCUUCUCUAUGUUCAAACAGAGAAAGCUCGUUAAGAGGCAUGCAGCCGAGAUUUUCACGUCAGUCAUUCUCUCAACAAUAUUCUCAUUGUAUUCAACUGCUCUUGUUGGACGCCUUGUUGGGCUAGAACCAUCUUUGACUGUAUCAAUUCUACCCAGAUGCAUAACUGUGGCAUUAGCCCUCAGCAUUGUGUCUUUGUUUGAAGGUACCAAUUCAUCUCUCACAGCCGCAGUAGUUGUAGUAACUGGUUUAGUUGGAGCAAAUUUUGUGCAAGCAACGCUUGAUAAACUACGGUUUCGUGAUCCUAUCGCUCGAGGGAUAGCAACUGCAUCCAGUGCUCAUGGAUUGGGAACAGCAGCAUUGUCAGCCAAGGAGCCUGAGGCUCUCCCAUUUUGUGCCAUUGCUUAUGCUCUGAAUGGUAUAUUUGGAUCUCUUCUUUGCUCAGUUCCGGCUAUCAGGCAAAGCUUAAUUGCAGUAGUUGGCUAAAGCAAUCAGCAGUUGAAUAACAUAUCUUUGAUUAAAAUUCUAUUCUUUCCAUGAGAUUGUAAAGAGAAUAAACAGCCCAUCAUAUUGACAACUAUAUGCCUGCAUGGUGUACAGAAGUUGAUUUUAAGAAGUUUGCACAUCGAGGCAUCACAUAGUUCAGGAA
Messenger RNA from Alnus glutinosa, 1817 nucleotides. RefSeq names its product plastidal glycolate/glycerate translocator 1, chloroplastic. The coding region runs from base 80 to 1654 and encodes 524 amino acids. The record is from RefSeq and is a predicted model, not a curated record. The transcript has 8 exons. Lineage: Eukaryota; Viridiplantae; Streptophyta; Magnoliopsida; Fagales; Betulaceae.